AUGGAUACUAUUCGCCCGGGUCAUUUUUCCGAUUUAAAUACAAUCGGCCGCAAAACUGGCACCCGAGAAGACCUUGCUGGUCGUGAUUUCGUGACUCGCUGCCCCCCGGAUCUACCUCCCCGCCAUCGAGUACUCGCCCUCUUAGGAAUAUGUGAUACUCACAAUAUGGCUCACCCAAGUGAAGAUGGGUGGUUUGUUUCAGAUUUUUAUCUGUUCCAUCAUCUUCUUGAGCCCAAAUUCCCUCGAUCUCCAAACCAACUAUGGCUGACCUGUGAAGACCCCGCCGCACUUGUGGCCAAGUAUGGCGAAUUUUUACAUGGUGAUUCGAAAGGAGACCGCCGAGUUGUUCUAGACAAUGCAAUUCUCCCUGCGAUCGUUGGAUCCGGCAACAUUCGAGUUUGCCCCCGACAAGAUCUCUUGGAAAGAUAUCUAAGUACCUUACGCGAGCAAGCCAACGAAGCAGCCAGGCUUGGGGAACAUCUUCUUCUAUUCAUUUUUGGCCAUGGGAAACCAGAUUUUUCUCUGGAGGUUGCCCAGUCUUCGUUGGAAUUGAAGGAUUUUCGCCGUAUCCUACCACCUAAUCUAUCGGUAACCAUUUUCAUGACCCCUUGCUAUUCUGGCGGAUGGCUUGUUAUCCCAGAUUUUCCUCAAAAGCUGCUAAAUGCAACAGCUGUCACUGCAGCCGGACCCAAAGCAAUGUCUUUUUCCUGGCCAAAGAGUUCUACCCUUCAAAGAUCCAGUGGGAGUUUAGUCGCAUCCGCUUUCCUUCGCUGUCUAAUUGAUAUUGAAGAAGAUUCCGAGAGACAGGAAAUCGAGCAUCAUCCGACUUACAUCAAACUGGCUAAGUCUAUUUACGAUUGCGUAAAGACUAUGGGAAUUCAGGGAAGGGAAUCUGAAAUAUCUUUCUCUGCAGAGAAUGAUGAGUGGGAGCAGAGCUACCAAUCUCGACUGGGACUCCCUUUAACUGAAUACAAAGCGAAGUGGGAGUCUCUGCGCCAUGUUGCAUCCUCUGGAUAUUCUUCCCCGGAGUCACCUGUAACAGGAUGUUCAGGAUCCCGCGCACAGAAGCGAUUGGUAAAUUUGGCAAAAGAAUAUCUCGCAGCAAACCCGGGGCAGCAUAAUGCGUCCCCGAAUCUUGCCCUACACGGGAACCUACACAGAGUUCUUAAAGGUGAACAACUUCCUAAAGAAAAGGUGGAUAGACUUACCGAGGAAACCGCAUAUCGGCUUGCAUCGAUGCAUGAAGCAGAUUUCCUCAGAGAGCAAGCCGGCAUAAAAUACCCAUCCAUCUUCGAUCUGGAUACAAACGCCCUCAUAGCUAACAGAGCUACCGACUCUCAAUUGAGUCUCAAGACAUGGCAACUUUUGGUUGCCAAAAAAAUCAAUACUGAACCAAUUGGUAUACGAGGCGGCUAUCACAAAGGCCCCCAGUACCUCACAUUGGCUUUAGUGGAGACUUGUGGAUCUUGGGACCAAAUAAAUCAGCAUAUCUUGGAUAUGGCUUCCAAGAAAAAAUCUUGGUACAAGUUCAUUUUUCAAGCUUGGAAUGUGAACCGUGUUGCAAAUGAUGAGCGGGUCAUGAUGGCACGACACGCUGUUUUGGAGGCACUGAAAAAGAUUGGAAAAUAG
Molecule: messenger RNA, 1629 nt
Organism: Penicillium angulare
Lineage: Eukaryota; Fungi; Ascomycota; Eurotiomycetes; Eurotiales; Aspergillaceae
Exons: 2
Coding region: 1-1629 (542 amino acids)
Source: RefSeq, a predicted model, not a curated record